Messenger RNA from Oncorhynchus masou masou (cherry salmon), 4809 nucleotides. RefSeq lists its product as uncharacterized. The record is from RefSeq and is a predicted model, not a curated record. Gene Ontology annotation, cellular component: cytoplasm; vesicle. The transcript has 4 exons. Gene Ontology annotation, molecular function: cysteine-type endopeptidase inhibitor activity. Bases 4157 to 4552 code for a protein of 131 amino acids. Lineage: Eukaryota; Metazoa; Chordata; Actinopteri; Salmoniformes; Salmonidae.
CUUGGGGUUGAUCUCCACCACUAACCCAGCUUGACCGUCAUCAUCUUUGUCGUUUUCUUAGCCAUUUUACCCAUUGCACCAGCAAAUUGAAGAAUAACUAAUUGUUUGUGAUUAGAAGGAUUAUGAGAACAAGUACAACAUUCAGCUCACAACGUCCAGGGGGUGAGAACACUCUACCACUACAGGAAGGUUUAGGUUGGCGCAAUGUGAAACACUUGCUUUCCAAUUAUUUGUUAUAGUGGCCUGAAUAGUUCAUUUUCACACCGAGAUGAAUAGCAGAAUAAUUGAUGGAAUGAAUCCGAGCCUCACGCGUAUCACCUGUGGAAGGCGGGAUUGUAAUAUCGUUCAACCGAAGUUGCGAGAGUGCGUCUCCCCCAUAGUACACAACAUGACCAAAAGUAUGUGGACACCGCUCGUCGAACAUCUAAUUACAUGGCAUUAAUAUGGAGUUGGUCUCCCAUUUGCUGAUAUAACCACCUCCACUCUUCUGGGAAGGUUUUCCACUAGGUUUUGUAACAUUGAUGCGGGCACUGAUGUUGGGCGAUUAGGCCCGGCUCACAGUCGCCAUUCCAAUUCAUCCCAAAGGUGUUUGAUGGGGUUUUGGUCAGGGCUCUGUGCAGGCCAGUCAAGUUGUGCAGGCCAGUCUCAACAAACCAUUUCUGUAUGGACCUCGCUUUGUGCACGGGGGCAUUGUCAUGCUGAAACAGGAAAGGGCCUUCCCCAAACUCUUGCCACAAAGUUGAUAGCACAGAAUCGUCUAGAAUGUCAUCGUAUGCUGUAAGGUUAAGAAUAGUUUAUCUAUCAACAACAAUUAGAGCUGCAAAAGCAAGCAAUGACAUUAAAAAUCACAGAUAAAUCUAACAUGCAUUGAAGUAAAAAGCAAACUAUGUUUGGCAUAUUUUUAUAUGCAAUGUAAUCAGGAUUCCACGAGGGAAAACCAAUGAAUUAUUCAUUUCUGGCAUGGUGGCCAGGGCCAUAAAGGUUGUAACGUACCAUUUAGAGCUGCAGCCUCCUCGAUGAAGUGCUGAACAUCAUGAGAAGUUUCUGAUUCCAUUCUCCUUCCUGGCAAAAUUUUGUUGUCAGUUCCCUCUCGAAUGCCAGCUGAACAAGCUGUGUCUGUGUUCAAUGAAUACGUUCUUUAUGAUGAAGGAAUUUUUACACAUUGCUGUAAAUGCCCCCAAAUGUUAAUCCAUGUUGCAGUACCAAUAGCGCAGUCUGCAUUACUGACAUAGGCCCGCAAUAUCUCUGAAGAACACUGAGCGUGGUACAUUUGUUUUGUUGCUGGCUGUGGUUGCAAUUUAACUUUACAAGAAUGUGCAAGCCACAAUAAACUCCUCUUCCACUGGUUCAGUUUUGGUGAGAUCCAACAAUGGCUUGACCAUGUUCACAUCCAAACAGUUUGGGCUCUCAGGAUCCAUGGCACAUAAGAGCUUCCGACCAGUUGACUAUUUACUUUGCUAAAUCGUGAUGCCAUUUCCCCCAGCACGGCAUCUAAAGUGCUCAAGAACAGUCAUUUACACUCCCUCUCUUCUCUAUCAACAGGCUGACCCAGUGUUCUUUCAACUACAUACUCUUGCAGAGUUUUACUCGUGAGGCUCUGCCGUUUGCUCGGAGCUGGUGUGCUUGUGCCACCUGGCAUGCCUCCCAAGGAUUUUUCAGCGCACUCAUACGUACUGCGGACAAGUUUGACACCAGUGUGCAGAUCAAUAGCUUCAUACUGCAGUAACUUGUUAGGAAGGUCGAGGAGCCCCAGGAUUUUGUGAGUCAACUUAAAAAACUUGUCUCUGUCACUGCUUUCAAUAAGCCUGUGGCCUCAAGUCUCACAUCUGUGCCAUAUGCACAAGUAGAUUUGAUUUCACCCAGCAUCUCUGUGAUAUUGUCACUUGAUUUCAAAAUGACUGACACCGUGGCCUCUAUCUCUGAUCAAGAAGUCAUUUCAAAUUUUUCCCAGUGUACGGUGGAGCCAUCGUGGGUUUCCUAAAGAAAUUGUACUGGGAGCUACACACAUUGAAAAAGUAUAGAGUAAGUGUCAAGACAAACCUGUACUGGCUCCUCAUCACCCAGGUAGUGAGGUGCUAGUGGUUGGGGUAACAGAAGUGCAGGUGCUUGUUGUGAUCAUACUCUCGUGCUGCUGGUGCUAGGCCAUGGCUCUUCUUGAUCUUGCUGGUCAGCAGGCAGCACGGGGGGAAGGGUGGGUAUUGCAUUGGUUGCUAGGCUCCUCGACCUCUGUGGUCGGGCUAGCAGGCUGCUAGGUGAGCUCAGCAUCAGUCUGGACAUGGUGGUCCUCCAGUUUUUUUUGCUCUUGGCAGUGCCCAGCUAUUUUCGGAUACCCAUGCUGAUCAAAGCUUAGCCAACUAGCUAUAAUUAUUCAUUGCUGUCACGCCCUGACCUUAGAGAUCCAGUUAAUUCUCUAUGUUGGUUAGGUCAGGGUGUGACCUAGGGUGGGUAAUCUAGUUUUCCUACUUCUUUGUUUGGCCUGGUAUGGUUCCCAAUCAGAGGCAGCUGUUUAUCGUUGUCUCUGAUUGGGGAUAAUACUUAGGCAGCCUUUUUCCCACCUUAGUGUUUGGGAUCUUGUUUUUGUGUAGCUGCCUGUGAGCAGCCCAGAACUUUACGUUUCAUUUGUAUCUGUUGGUUUUUCGGUGUUCAUUUAAUAAAUUAAGAUGUACGCCUACCACGCUGCACCUUGGUCCACUCAUUCCAUCAACGAGCGUAACAAUUGCGCCACUACCAAAACGUGUAAUUGUUUUUAAUAACCUGCCCAGGGACUGUGGUUGAAAAAUUAGCCGGCUGGCUAAAACCGCCACUUUUACUGAAACGUUGAUUACUGUGCACUGUCCCUGUGAAAAUAAAAUAAACUCAAAUGAAGCCAGCUGUAGCUGUCUGUGAGAAGAAAAUAAUAAUAAUUUGACAAAUUCUAUGUGGGGGGUCCAUUCCCAACUUUGCCAUCCCAUAAAGGUGGUCCUAGUGGAGACGAAGAAUCAGUGAAACUAAUUCUUAGUGACAUAACAUCACUGAGACGUUUGUUCACAAACAUCUUGUAAUAUUCUAGUUAUCUUCUUAUCUACACACACACACUCGCUCUCUCACACAAACACACAUGCACACACUCACUCAGGACCUCCUCCCAAGCUUACUCAACCAUCAAAUCUUCAGAAAACUUUGUAAAAGCAAAGGAACUAGGGCUUUACAAUGAUGGUGAAAAUAAAUUGCCGACAUUUUUAGUUUAAGUGGAUUAAAAUCUUACUAUAAGUUGGAAAAACAUGAGGAGGGACAUGUCAAAAUGCAGAUUUUCUGAGUUUUCCAUGUGGGCUUUUAAAAGUUACAUAUUGGUGCAGAAUUUCUACUUCAAUUAUCUAAGUGGACCGACACUUCAAGUAAGCUGUAUCCACAGGGAAUGGUCACUGGAUUUUAUUGUUUAAUUUAACCUUUAUUUAGCUAGGCAAGUCAGUUAAGAACAAAUUCUUAUUUACAAUGACAACCUACUGGGGAACAGUGGGUUAAUUGCCUUGUUCAGGGGCAGAACGACAGAUUUUGCCUUGUCAGCUCGGGAUUCGAUCCAGCAACCUUUUGUUUACUGGCCCAACGCUCUUGAGCUCUAACCUGUCACCCCAGUAGAUCCAGAUAGAUUGAAAAACGGAUCAAGUCUAUGGCCUCUGCCAUGUUGAUACACAAACUAACAGUCUGAGCAGCGGAGUGUAAGUAUAAGUUACAACUGUUUGUACUGAGGAGUAGGAGUGGCUUCCACUGAGCUCAGCUGUAUACUGUCAAAGUUCACUUCCUGGUUUUGUGAAACCUAACCCUGAGGACAGAAAGUAUUUGCGUUGGGUUAUAUAGUAAAUAAAGGACUCCUGAGGCAUCAUCCAGCAAGAAAUGUGUUGUUCUGCUUUCUCUCUCGAUGCAAACUGGUCAAGCGAAGCAGACCGAAACAAGUUGCAGUCUGCCGCAGCAGUAGCGGUGAAUCACCUCUGUGGAAAUGAUUAAUCAUUGGAAUUCAGGGCCAGCUGAACACAAUAGAUGUGAAAGUGGAAGAGAGUCACUGAUGCUAUGUUUCGCUUGAGCAAAGAGGGGGACGGCAUAUUCUCACCAGGGUAAAGUAGAAUAGCUGCUAGAAGAUGACUCAGCAUUCAGGCAGCUUGCAGACUUGAAUGGUACAGAGAUGACUGCUUUGUGCACAAUUCUUGCGGCACUCACCGUGAUCUCCUGUGUGUUGGGGGACAAGUCCGGACAGUACUCCUACGGCUCUGGUGUCACAGAGGCAGCCAACUUUGCCAUUGACUUCCAUAAUCGCAUGAACAAAUAUGCUUUUGCGUACAAGGUCGUCGACAUUCUAUCUGCCACACCACAGAUUUACCCUCCUGCUCGGGUGAAGCACACCAUGACUGUCAAAGUGGGAGAGACUGUGUGUAAGAACGAAGCCAAUGUAAACUUGGCUGAUUGCAGACUGCAGAACUCUCAGAAUCUCAAGACUAUGAUCUGCCAUUUUGUUGUGCUUGAUGUCCCACAUUCUGCCUUUCCGACUCCAAGCUACCUUCUGAUGGACCAGUGUAAUUGACAUGGACUUGGAAUUUAAGUUUGUCAAAGCAUUCUGGAAUGAGCUAACCGUGCUGCUGCAUCACCACCAUACAUCUACAAUUCUUUAAAAGCAUCGUAUUGUCAACACAAACAAAAUAUUUGAAGCUUGACAUUUGAUUCACAGUCUUUGAACUCCUUUAGUAUGUUUUACAUGUUAUACAUCUUCAAUAAUCCUUUGGCCACCACAGUCAAGUUCUACUGAUUAAUUCAGAGGUUAAUAAAUUACUUUGAAAAGGA